CAAUACGUUCAUACAGUAUUAUAGUUUGCGCUAUUUUGACACAAACGCCUGCGCAAAUCAGUCUAAAAAAUAAGUACUGUUCUGUAGUAUUUGUGCCCCGAUACUGCACGUUUUAUUUUCUACGUUAAACUGGCAGUUGACAUUUCUGACGUCCGCUUAGCGAGACAAAUAGAGGAGAGAGAUCAUCUGAAUGCUUUGCUAGUGAACGUCGAAAUGCUUGUGUUAAGGCUUUAAAACUGGUGCCUUUAAGUGAAAUCUAUAUGAGAAAUGAUCGUAUUUGCUGAGGACAUUUCAUAACUGGAAAUCCAGCUGCCUUGGAAGACAAAACUAAUCCAGAUGUGUUGCCCAACGAAAAUUUAGGAAACAUUUGUAGUCUCUAACCAGGUCAAUCUGCCUGCCUACUCCCUAUUUAAAAGGUUUUUGAAGCCAGAGGUCCAAGCUGAAGUUGUUUCUGUAUGGUGCACAAGAAUUUGAUGGUUUCACAAUUUAUUGAAGAAAUUUGAGCAAAGCAGAUUUAUGAAAGCUGUGUUAGUGAGUCAAUUCAAACUGAUGUACCUAACUGAAGAAUAUUCAAGUCGUGUUUUUCAGAAUUUAGAUUUUUGCAGUUCAAUAAUGUACACCUUGUAAGCAAAAGUUCAAGUGAUGGAUGUAAAUGAGAAUUAUGUUAAAAAUAAUUGCUUUAUCCCUAACGUGUGUAGCUGAUAUCUCUUGAACCGUGCCAGACUCAGCAUACUUGCAAACUUGCAAAUCUUUAUAAGCCUUGAGCUGUAAUCCAAUGUAAAAACUACGGCUUUUAAUUAAGUAAUUCACCAAAUACGUCGUGAUGUUGGGGAACUUGUAAAUAUCACGCCGUAAUGACCAAACAAGGGUCAAAAACUUUGUUUAUCGUAUCUGUUCCUCGUAUCUCCACUAAGCCUUCAAUAGUAUGCACUUCAAGACAUAGUUAUACUCAUCGGACAUUUGUUCUAAAUAAAAAUAUUCUCUUUCCUCCGCCUGAUAACCACCCCUGUUUAUAAAUAUAAGUAUUAUCAAAAAUGUAAUAUUCUAGCUCUUUUUCACUUGCUCCGUUUAUGAGUGCGGCUUCUAGAAUUUUCUUCAUUAUAACAAUUAAGCGUAAAUGAGCAACAGCAACCAAAAUCCAAUUGAAAAGUAAAAAAUACAAAUACACCAACGUAAAAUGAUUAAUAAUAAAUUGUGUAAGGUCAGGUUACACAAUAACACAUGUUUAAUACUGAAAGCAGUGAACUAGACAUUCCAAUAACUAUCAUUUCGUUACAGAAAUAACGCAAAUGCAGUAUUAAAAUAAGGAAUAACAUUAUUACUGCAUGACAGUAUUUAGCAUGUCCAAUCCAAUAACUCUCUAGUAACUCCGAUUGUCAACUGCUAGGUCAUACACAGAUAUGUCAUACACAGAUCACAGAGGUUACUCUGUUAUCUGUGAUGUCACAGUCCGAGAUUGUGUUUAGCACGUUUUGCCAACGAUAACAAAUUUUCUAACCUCUGUAUCUUUAGAUGCGUGUGCGAAACAUACAACUUGGGAAACAUAAAUCAGAAACAAGUAUUUAUAGUUGAACUUUUGUGAUCGUAUUAGAUACUGACCACCAUUGAUAGCACAGAGAGUUAGUGAUAGUGAGGUCAGUCAGAAAUUACACCGCAAACAUGAGUACCACUUCAGAAGCCAAUGGGACAAUCUCCUGUCCGAAGAGAACCAAAGUCGGGGGCAUUCCGACGUUUCAUUCUCCCUUGAGUGAUAUUGUUGCUCCACCAAGUUACAAAUCAAAAUGCACGUGGAACCGACCGGGUAAUAACGAUCAAAUCAACCCUCAUAACACUGAAGAUUGGAGGCGCGAAAGCAAGCUGUUGCCCAACAUUCUGCAUUCUAUAGGAAACACACCCAUGGUCAAACUGAACAAAAUUCCACAAAGUGCAGGAAUUAAAGCCAAUAUUUAUGUUAAGUGCGAGUACUUCAACCCAGGUGGUUCGGUAAAGGACCGCAUUGGGUUCAGGAUGGUCGAAGACGCAGAGCGCCAAGGCCUCUUGAAGCCUGGCUAUACCAUCAUUGAACCGACCUCUGGAAACACCGGCAUUGGCUUGGCGCUGGCCGCAGCCGUGAAAGGUUAUCGGUGCAUCGUUGUCAUGUCCGAGAAAAUGUCCAACGAGAAGGUGUCCACUCUUCGGGCUCUCGGAGCUGAAAUAGUGCGUACCCCCGUCAAUUUAGAUUCGUUCGCACCUGGCGGCAUGUUCGGUGUUACGCAUGAACUGCACAAGACGAUUCCCAACUCCGUUAUUCUGGAUCAGUACUCCAAUCCGGGUAAUCCUUUGGCGCACUACGACACCACCGCAGAAGAAAUUUUCGAUCAAUGCGAUCAGCAAGUGGCUAUGAUUGUGAUCGGCGCCGGAACGGGUGGCACUGUUUGCGGCAUUGGACGGAAAUUUAAAGAAAUUUCUCCCCAAACGAAAAUUGUGGCUGCCGAUCCCGAGGGCUCCGUAUUGGCGUUGCCCGACGAUCUGAACAAAACAGACGUAACUUUCUACGAAGUAGAGGGCAUAGGUUACGAUUUCCUGCCUACCAUUCUGGAUAGAUCUGUGGUGGAUAUAUGGGUGAAAACGCACGAUUCCAAAUCGCUCCCCAUGGCGCGCCGGCUUAUUAAAGAAGAGGGUUUGCUUUGCGGCUCAUCAAGCGGAGCCAAUGUGGUGGCAGCACUCGAAGCCGCCAAAGACCUAGAACAGGGUCAAAAUGUGGUAGUUAUUCUCCCCGAUAGCAUUCGUAAUUAUAUGACGAAGUUCGUUUCCGACGAGUGGAUGCAGGCUCGCGGGUACAUGCCUUGCGAAAAUACUCAUAAUCACUGGUGGUGGUACAAGACAAUUGCCGACCUCAAACUGCCCACCCUUCAGGUGGCUACUUCGUCAAUGACAGCUGACAAGGCGGUACAGCUCAUGAGGCAACUGUCAGUGGAUCAAAUUCCUGUGGUGGAUAAUGACGGGAGCAUUAUUGGAAUGGUUACUCUACAAAAGCUAAUGACAGCUAUGAUGACCAAAAGAUUACCAGCAAAUAGUACGUUGGAAAGCCAUAUUGUUAGAGUGUACCCCAAGCUGUACGACAGUGCCUUUUUGGGCCUGAUUUGCAGCGUAUUGGAAAAAGAACCCUAUGUGAUAUUGCUUAAGAAAGCCGAAGGUGAUUCGGGAGUAGAUAAACCGGUCUCGAUCGUGACACCAAUGGAUGUAUUAUCUUAUAUCUCUGGGAAGCCAAACUAAUAAUUUUUCCAAACCUAUGUAUACGCUGAGAAGGAGCAGAUGCCAAAAGCAGCUAAUGAAGUAAUUCUGCCCCCGAUAGAGAAGAAAUCUGUUGUAUUAUAAUCCGCAUUUAAUACCGAGAUAAAAUUAUAGCAUCUUCAUAACUGAAA
Molecule: messenger RNA, 3404 nt
Organism: Dendroctonus ponderosae (mountain pine beetle)
Lineage: Eukaryota; Metazoa; Arthropoda; Insecta; Coleoptera; Curculionidae
Product: cystathionine beta-synthase
Exons: 13
Coding region: 1660-3255 (531 amino acids)
Cellular component (GO): cytoplasm
Molecular function (GO): cysteine synthase activity; cystathionine beta-synthase activity
Source: RefSeq, a predicted model, not a curated record